Messenger RNA from Neoarthrinium moseri, 759 nucleotides. RefSeq lists its product as uncharacterized. The transcript is spliced from 4 exons. NCBI's taxonomy places the organism in Eukaryota, Fungi, Ascomycota, Sordariomycetes, Amphisphaeriales, Apiosporaceae. The coding region runs from base 1 to 759 and encodes 252 amino acids. Gene Ontology annotation, cellular component: intracellular anatomical structure. The record is from RefSeq and is a predicted model, not a curated record. Gene Ontology annotation, molecular function: oxidoreductase activity, acting on NAD(P)H, oxygen as acceptor.
AUGUCCAAGGCGUACAUCGUGACCGGCGCGAGCCGAGGUCUAGGUCUGGCGGUAGCACAAUUGCUACUCCGCGCCUCGCACAAGGUUUUUGUGGUCGCCAGAUCAGAAGCUGGCCUGCAGAAGCUGAAGAGCGAGCACCCGUCGUCAGUGGAGUAUGCGUCUGCCGACUUGGGCGACCUGAAGACAGCGCCUUCAAUCAUUCAAGCAGCAACCAAGGCUUUCGGCAAGAUCGACGGCAUUGUCAUAAACCAUGGUGUUCUGACACCUCUCACUAAGAUUGCAGAUGCUGAUGUCGAAGACUGGAGACGCGCGUACGACAUCAAUGUCCUCUCCGCCGUUGCACUUGUCAAAGAGGCUAUUCCCGAACUCCGCAAGACUAAGGGCCGCAUAGUAUUCGUUUCCUCGGGGGCAGCAACAGGUGCUUACACCGCUUGGAGCGCUUACGGAACAGCCAAGGCUGCCGUGAACCAUUUGUGCGCGCAUGUUGGAGUAGAGGAGCCGGAUAUCACCAGCGUCGCUAUUUCACCAGGCAAGGUUGACACGGAGAUGCAACAGGUCAUCCGGGAACAAGGAGGCGCUGCUAUGAGAGCCGAAGACCAUGCCAGCUUCGUGGACGAGCACUCAGCAGGGCAACUACUCAAGCCAGAACAGCCCGGUGCCGUCAUUGCAGGGCUCGUGGAGGGCGCAUCCAAGGACAUGAGUGGAAAGCAUUUCCGAUGGAAUGACGAUGUGCUCAAGAAGUUCCGGGGAACAUCUUAA